UCCAAUUAAUUAAAAGUCAAAACCCUUGUAGAACCCCUCCCUCUGAACGCGGCGGUUAACCUCAACAUUUUCUUUUGUUUCUUUCCGACAACUAACCAACAUGCGCCACCUGCUUACCGCCGUCCGCCGCCCCCUUCUCCGCCACCGGGCCAUCUUGCAAAGCGCUAAUUACAAGCCCCAGAAACCCCAGCCGCCUCCAUCCCCGCCGUCGCCACCCAAACCCCCGAAGAAGCCGGUGAGUUUCUGCCUGCACGGAGAAUCGUGGGAGGAUGAGUACAACUGGAUGUCGCAGUUGAACGACCGGGUGGCGAUGCGGCACAUGGACGUGUACAUGGAGCAGGAGGAGAAGUACACUGAGGCUGUCAUGUACGACACGGAGCGCCUCCAGUCCAAGCUCCAAGCGGAGAUGGCUCCUCGCCUUGCCGCCGAACUCUCCAGCCCUCCACUGCGUUGGGGACCUUGGUUGUACUAUAGGCGAGUUGAAGAAGGAAAGCAAUAUCCAGUGUUAUGUAGGAGAUUGGCAAGCUUAAAUGAAGAGUUUAUUUCUAAUAAAUCUCCAUCAGCUGGUUUUGAUUUCACAUCUGGAAAGAAAAUUGAGCAAAAGCUGCUCGAUUACAAUCUAGAAGCUGAAAGAUUUGGAGGUUAUGCCUAUGAGGAACUAUCAGAAGUGUCCCCUGAUCACUGUUAUCUCGCAUACACUAUGUACGACAAGGAUAAUGAUUACUUCAAAUUAUCUGUUCGAGACUUGAAUUUUGGAUCACUUUGCAGCAAGCCCCAAGCUGACCGGGUUUCCAGUAUAGCUUGGGCUAAAGAUGGGCAAGCUUUACUUUAUGUAGUCACAGAUGACAAAAAGAGACCCUUUAGGUUAUAUUGUAGCAUGCUUGGAUCAAAUGAUGAUGAUGUCUUGCUUUUAGAAGAACCUCAAGAAAAUGUUCAUCUGGGUAUAAGGCAUACUAAGGACUUUAGGUAUUUGACUGUAAAUGCAUUCUCAACCCAAUCAUCCAAGGUCUUUCUAAUAAAUGCAGCUGAUCCCUUAUCUGGAAUGGCACUUGUAUGGGAAUGUGAGGCAAAUGCACAUUGCAUUAUUGAGCAUCACCAAGAAUAUCUCUACCUCUUUACAGAUGCCGCUGCGCAGGGCCAAACUGUUGAUCACCAUUACCUCUUACGUAGUCCUGUCGCUUUGUCAUGCAGCCCAAGAGAUUGGGAGAAUGUUUUUGCCAAUGACCAAGAGCUGAUUAUUGAAGACGUUGAUUUCUGUGAUUCGCAUGUGCUGCUAAUUGUAAGGGAAGGACGAAAAUAUAGGCUAUAUUCUAUUUGUUUACCUCUAAGUAACAGCAAGGUAGGAGUUCAUCUCAAAGAGUUCAAUCCACAGAAUUUGCCUCUCCCGGAUCAUGUAUCCCAAAUAUUGCCAGGACCAAAUUAUGACUUCUAUUCUUCAAUCAUGCGCUUUGCAAUAACAUCACCUGUGAUGCCCGAUGCAGUAGUUGACUAUGAUCUAGUAAAUGGAAAAUGGACAAUUGUUCAACAACAAAACUUGCUUUAUGAAAGAACUCGAGUUUUGUAUGGAUCAGCAUCUUCUAUGAGCAGUAGUCAGAAGUCAUCUAUGUCCAUAAACUUCUGUGGCAAUAAUGCUGGAGAUGAUAGACCAUGGAAUGAUCUCACCGAGUAUUAUGCCUGUGAAGAAUAUGAUGUCCCUUCAUAUGAUGGUGUUUUGGUUCCUCUGACCAUAUUAUAUUCGCGCCACCAGAAGAAAAAUGGUGGAAGUCCUGGAUUACUUCAUGGGCAUGGAGCUUAUGGUGAGCCACUGGAUAAAAGGUGGCGAAAUGAGCUAAAAAGCCUUCUUGAUCGUGGUUGGGUUAUUGCAUAUGCUGAUGUUAGAGGUGGAGGUGGAGGAGGUAGAAAAUGGCAUCAUGAUGGCAGGCGAACAAACAAACUCAAUUCUGUUAAAGAUUAUAUAUCUUGUGCUAAGUUUCUGAUUGAAAGAGAGGUUGUGCAAGAUACGAAACUGGCUGGCUGGGGAUACAGUGCUGGAGGAUUGUUGGUUGCUUCAGCUAUUAACUUUUGUCCAGAUAUAUUUCGAGCUGCUGUUCUGAAGGUUCCGUUUUUAGAUCCAACACACACCCUUCUUAUGCCUAUUUUACCGUUGACACCUAAUGACUACGAGGAGUUUGGAUACCCUGGAGACAUCGAAGAUUUUCGGGCUAUACGUGAAUAUUCUCCCUAUGAUAAUAUCCGAAAAGAUGUGCUAUACCCUGCCAUUCUGGUGACAUCAUCUUUUAAUACCAGGUUUGGGGUCUGGGAAGCAGCAAAAUGGGUUGCACGAGUGAGGGAAUAUUCUGCUUAUGAUCCUAGCCGCCCUGUACUUCUUAAUUUAACAACUGAUGUAGUUGAGGACAAUAGGUAUUUGCAAUGCAAGGAGGCAGCCAUGGAAACUGCUUUUCUCAUGAAGACUGUGGAACCUUAGUGAUGAUCAUGGUGAAUCAACUAUAUGGCUUCAUCCCUCACCAAUCGAUCCCAGCAAUUUAAAGGCAGAUUAGCUUAUUUCCUGAACUACAUUUACCAGACCAAACUUUUUCUUCUUGAGUGGUAAUCUGACCUUAUCAACUUCAUUGCAUGCGCCAUUCGUUGGGGAAUGGGAAGACCUUUUAUGAAUCGUGGAAGGGCUUUUUGGCGCAUGGCUAGGUUAGGUGGAGCUCUCUUUUCAUUAAGUUGAUCAAAGUUCAUUCUCUUUUCUGCAUAAGAGUAGCCAGGCCUAUUGUUUUUAUUCCAUAAAGCACUAAAAGUUUGUUCUUUUUGUACAUAUAACCAGCUAUGCUCAUUGACCAAAAUGUUUAAAGUUUAUGGCAAUCAUGUUCAUUCACUUUACAA
This is a messenger RNA of Sesamum indicum (sesame), 2868 nucleotides long. Its product is annotated as Prolyl oligopeptidase family protein. The record is from RefSeq and is a predicted model, not a curated record. Gene Ontology annotation, biological process: proteolysis. Gene Ontology annotation, molecular function: serine-type endopeptidase activity. Lineage: Eukaryota; Viridiplantae; Streptophyta; Magnoliopsida; Lamiales; Pedaliaceae.